GCUUAGAAGUUUCCGGACGAGAUAUAUUUGUUUUGUAGUUUGUAUUAACGUAAUUGUAAAGACAUGAAUUUUUGUUAUUGGAAAUUAAAAAAUCAUUAUUCGUUUUUCCGCUUCAUUUUUUGAAAUUAACUGGCAUUAAGCGGUUUUAAAAAAUUAGAUUAUGUUUGCUCCGACACAUGCACUGAAUUUUAUUAGGCGGACUCGUCCUAAAUUUAAGGAAGCAAGCUUAUUAAAUCCUUUAAAUUAUAGAAUGUGCAAGUUACACUCUAGUCGGAUGGAUUUUCCUAGAAUUUCAUCAAAUAAUGCCAGAAGAGAACUCAGGUAUUUUUCAAAGGAAACCACCUUAAAUGUAUUCGAUAGGAAAGCCAAACGGGUGCAUCGUGAAUGGUCUGCCAGUCUGCAGGAUGGAAACAUAUAUAACGUCUUAAAAGAUGAAAUUGGUGAUCGUGUUGCUGAUCGAGUUUAUGACAUCAUUAGGAAAUUUUCUGUUUGUGUAGAGCUGGGAUGUGGAAGAGGUCAUGUUACAAAGCAUCUUAAUAGUGAAAAAGUUGAUGUGAUCUAUCAAUGCGAUAUGUCUCAAGGAAUGGUGGAAAUCAGUGAAGUUUCUGAAGAUAUACCUACUUUUAAAAUGGUUGUAGAUGAAGAGUUUUUACCAUUUUCAAAUAAUAGCAUUGAUCUUUUUUUAAGCAGUUUAAGCUUUCACUGGAUCAAUGAUCUUCCUGGUGUGCUUCAACAAAUACUCAGUUCACUAAAGCCUGAUGGUGCACUCAUUGCAUCUAUGUUUGGUGGUGAGACACUUUUUGAGCUUAGGUCAUGUUUACAAUUAGCUGAAAUAGAAAGAGAAGGGGGUUUCGCACCUCAUAUUUCACCAUUUGCAAGGCUUAAUGAUGUUGGGGAUUUACUUACAAGGGCAGGUUAUUCAGGGCUUACUAUAGAUACUGAUGAGAUAAAAAUAAACUACCCAACAAUGUUUGAAUUAUUAGAUGAUUUAAGAGGAAUGUCUGAAAGUAAUGUGGCUUGGAAUCGGAAACUUCACAUAAAUCGAGAUUCUUUGCUUGCUGCUGCAGCACUUUAUAUGGAGAAUUUUGGAAAUGCAGAUGGAACAGUUCCAGCUACUUUUCAAAUAAUAUACCUUUUGGGAUGGAAGCCAGAUAAAUCGCAACCAAAACCUGCCAAGCGAGGUUCUGGGAAAAUAUCUAUGAAAACUAUCUCAAAUAUAGAUACAAAAGAAAUUUGAAGUAUGAAGUAUUUGUAUAGAUAGUUAUUUUUUUUUAAACUAAUCAUUUAGAAAUAAAAUGUUAAAGAUAUUUCUGCA
Messenger RNA from Stegodyphus dumicola, 1315 nucleotides. RefSeq names its product arginine-hydroxylase NDUFAF5, mitochondrial-like. NCBI's taxonomy places the organism in Eukaryota, Metazoa, Arthropoda, Arachnida, Araneae, Eresidae. The record is from RefSeq and is a predicted model, not a curated record. Gene Ontology annotation, molecular function: S-adenosylmethionine-dependent methyltransferase activity. Gene Ontology annotation, biological process: mitochondrial respiratory chain complex I assembly. Gene Ontology annotation, cellular component: mitochondrion.